AUGUAUCUUUUCGCUAUUAUAUCUUCUCUGAUUUGCACUCAAUUACUAUCAACAGCAUCAAGUGAUACAAACGCUGUCAAUCCAAGUUUUCUAUCAGAUGUUUUAACACCAUUACCAACAACAUUAAACAGUAAAGAAACUUUGAAUAAUGAUAAUCAAAAUGAUGAAGAAUAUGUUCAUUAUCCCCGAUUGAUAUCAUUUUUAAGAUUUGGUCGACAAAUGCCAUCAGGAUCAACAUCAUUUCUUCGUUUUGGUCGUUCACAUCCGUUCAUUUUUCGAUUUGAUCGUGGUGGACAAAAUGGAGGACAGUUUCUCCGUUUUGGUCGACAAAAUCAAAGAUUAGCUUCGAACAAAUUUCUUCGUUUCGGCAACAAUGGCGAUUUUCUAAGAUUUGGUUAA
This is a messenger RNA of Rotaria sp. Silwood2, 399 nucleotides long. Lineage: Eukaryota; Metazoa; Rotifera; Eurotatoria; Philodinida; Philodinidae. The record is from the annotation of a GenBank genome assembly.